AUGAACCUCCAAGGAGACGUCAUUGAGCAGCAAGUCCAGACGGAAGUCGGCCCUGAAGGUGCCGAGAACGCAGCUCAGACCCCUCCGCGGCGCCGCAGGGGACCCUACAAGAAAGUCACGAAUUCUGCCAAGGUCAGAAUCAUGGAAGCUCACCGUACCGGUAAGGACUGGAGAGCUAUAGCCAAGGCCAACGGUGUUAGGACACCAACUGUACGCGGCUGGACCAAGAAAGAAAUUGUGGAUGACUUACCCAUUUUCAAGGCCAAAGGUGGUGCCAGAAAUAGGAAGAUCACCGAUGCUGCAUCGGCGAUGCACACAAGGAUUGGAUUACAAACUAUCUAG
This is a messenger RNA of Perkinsus marinus ATCC 50983, 342 nucleotides long. RefSeq lists its product as hypothetical. Lineage: Eukaryota; Perkinsozoa; Perkinsida; Perkinsidae. The transcript has a single exon. Bases 1 to 342 code for a protein of 113 amino acids. The record is from RefSeq and is a predicted model, not a curated record.